Molecule: messenger RNA, 7318 nt
Organism: Labrus bergylta (ballan wrasse)
Lineage: Eukaryota; Metazoa; Chordata; Actinopteri; Labriformes; Labridae
Source: RefSeq, a predicted model, not a curated record
AAGAAAUGGAGGAGUAGUAGGACAGAGGGAGAGUUAAAGUGAAAGAGGAUAAAAAGAGAACAAAAAAACAAAGGGCAGCUUCCAGGUACUAAGUCCACGCGGUAGCUGUCAUUCAACGGACUUCGACGGUUGCUAUGGAAUUUCUCAGCGGUUGUCAUGACAAUUCCACUCACCUUCGUCGCCUUUUGACGGUGUUUUCAGACAUUUUCGGACGCUUUGCAAAAGUUUUUUGUUGAUAAAACGACAUGUCGGUAGGUUGCAAACUGUUUGUAGUGUGACUUUGGUGUCCCAGUUUAGAGGCAGGCUAUCCCGCGACAGGCGCGCACACACACACACACACACACACACACAUCUGUAACAACAGACUGUCACAGUGACACAGACACAAGAAGGAGGAGGAGGACUGAGUCGACAUGCCUGUUCAACAGAAAGAUGCUCGACGAGCCCUUGAGCUUCUCCAGCAGUACCGGGCUAAGCUUGAUCAGAGGCAGCAGAACCAGGGCCGGUCCAAACAGGGCAUUGGGGAAGAAGACCACCAGCUGACACAGUCUCUGGACAGAGUCAUCACUGUCUUCCAAAGUCAGCUGUUCAACGCUUUGCUUGACAUUCAGGAAUACUACGAGUUGACCAUCCUUGCCGACAGCAAGUCUUCUGCAGACGACACAGACAGUCCACCGGAAUCCUUUAAUCCGCCAGCAGAGCUCUCAGCUCAGCCUUCCUCUGGUCCUCUGAGCCCUCUUGCUUCUGAAGGAUCACCCCAGCCAAAACCUUUGACCCCUAAACCCAGGUCAUUCAAGUCCCCUGCCCCACCAAUCCCGUCAUCAGCGUCCACAACGAAGCCAUCCUCCCCUACAACACCGUCCGUUUCACCUCAGUCACAGCCAGCCAAAGUCAAGUACCGUGCUCCUCGUCCUCCUGUCCAACCUGAGUCCUCCAGACCAUCUGUAACAGAUAAUCCUAAAGCCUCCUCUCCCUCUGCUGCCAUAUCACCCGUAUUCAGACUGAAUGGUUUAGAAACCUCCACAGGCUCAAUAAGAACACCUCCUGGAGUAUCACUUAAUGGAACAAAGCCUCAUCUUACUGCCACACACUCUGAUGUUUCUGCAGAAAGUUCCACCUCCUCUGCCAAUCCACAAGGCCGUCCUGUCUCUGCAGACCUCAACCUGGUGACUGUCUCAGCCCUCGUCUCCAGCACCGUCCAAGGCCUUGUGUCUCCAACCACUCCAGAAAAACCGAAACACACAAGCACUGCUACUGCUACUGCAGUCACCAGCCCGGGUUUCAAAAAAGUGUCAGACGCUGCUAUAAUCUCUACCGCUCUUGCAAUAAGCAAAAACCCAGGCCCAGGCAAAGUCAGUCCCAGCACGAGUCCAACCAGCCCCAACCAAAGAUUUACCUUCAGCAGCCACAUCAACACAGUUCCUGCAGGGCCUUUGACUAAGGGGCCUCUUCUGAGUCCAACCAGCCCUGGGCCGGUAAAGGUCUUCUCCACUAGUCCAAGUCCCGCCAGCCCAAGGCCAGCUACAAGCCCACUGACCCCCAACAAGGCCAACCCCCCUCCAGUGGUGGUCAACACCGACAGCGUCGAAACCCCCCCUUAUGCCAAUGGAACAGAAGCAGACUAUGAGUAUGAGGAAAUUGCGUUGGAGCGGGGUAACUCAGGUCUGGGGUUCAGCAUCGCAGGAGGGACAGACAAUCCUCACAUUGGAGAAGAUCCUUCUAUCUUCAUCACCAAGAUUAUACCUGGAGGGGCCGCCGCCCAGAAUGGACGACUCAGGGUGAACGACUGUAUAGUCCGUGUCAACGAGGCAGACGUCAGGGAGGUGACCCACAGUGGAGCUGUGGAGGCGCUGAAGGAGGCAGGAGGUCUGGUCAGACUGUGUAUACGAAGAAGGAGGAGCCUCACUGAGAGAGUCAUGGAUAUCAAGCUGGUCAAAGGGCCCAAAGGUUUAGGAUUCAGUAUAGCAGGUGGAGUUGGAAACCAACACGUCCCAGGUGACAACGGCAUCUACGUGACGAAGGUCAUCGAGGGAGGAGCUGCACACAAAGACGGACGGCUACAGAUAGGGGACAAACUUGUGGCUGUAAACGCCUCCUGUUUAGAGGAGGUCACCCAUGAGGAGGCAGUGGCUGCUCUCAAGUCCACGCCUGACGUUGUUUACCUGCGUGUGGCCAAACACACCUCCCUUUUAAUCAACGACAACUUCCCUCCGCCCGAUGUCACAAACUCUUACUCCCCACAUCAAGACAACCAUAUAAGCCCCUACAUGAGCGGCAGCCAAUCAGUAAGCCCUGCCCCGUUGACCACGCCCAGAUACUCACCGCUGCCGAGGGCUAUGGCUGGAGACGACGACAUCCCCAGAGAACCCAGGCGGGUGGUGCUCCAGCGAGGGUCCACAGGUCUUGGUUUUAACAUUGUUGGAGGGGAGGAUGGAGAGGGAAUCUUCAUCUCCUUCAUUCUUGCUGGAGGUCCGGCUGAUCUCUGUGGGGAGUUACGAAAAGGAGAUCGCAUCUGUCGGGAGUCUUCCUGCCACUUCAUUUAUUUUGAGUAUCACUUUCUUUGCACAUUCUCAGUCACUCAGUCGGGCAUCGAUGCUGUGAACGGUGUAGACCUGUCCAGUGCAACACACGAGCAGGCAGCUGCAGCUCUGAAGAACGCAGGAACCAACGUUACUAUAGUAGCACAGUACAGACCUGAGGAGUACAGUCGAUUCGAGGCCAAGAUCCAUGACCUGAGGGAACAGAUGAUGACCAGUAGUGUCAGCUCCAGCUCCACGUCGCUCCGCUCCACACAGAAACGCACGCUCUAUGUCAGAGCGUUAUUCGACUACGAUGGAAGCACUUCAGAUCUGGGCGCGCCCAAUCAGAUCCUUCCAUUUCAUUUCGGGGAUAUCCUUCAUGUGAGCAGUGCGGGCGAAGAGGAGUGGUGGCCCGCACGUCACCUCAGCCCCCCGCCUCCAAACUGCCCUGAAGUUGGAGUCAUCCCCAGCCGCAGGAGGGCGGAGAAGAAGGAGAGGUCGAGGUUAAAGACGGUCAGAGUAACGAGGUCUCAGGACAGAUCGGAUCAGGAAGACAAAGAGCUGGUAACCUCUGGCACCAGCGAUAGUGAGAGUAGUUCCUCUGGCCAGGAGGAAACCUUGCUCACCUACCAACCUGUCAUGCAGCAGGAAGUUAAUUACUCACGGCCAGUAAUCAUGCUUGGACCAAUGAAAGAUCGGAUCAACGAUGACCUCAUCUCCGAGUUCCCUGACAAGUUUGGCUCCUGUGUCCCACCUGUAGUUCAUGGAGCGACUCUAGAGGAGGUGUACUCGCAAGUGAAGCAGAUCAUCGAGGAGCAGUCUGGUCCUUACAUCUGGGUCCCCACCAAGGAGCGACUCUGAAUAAACACACCACGUGAUCACACACAUCACUCUUCAACACUCCCUACUUCUUGAAUUUUCUAUUAUCAGCCUGCUUCCUCUCUUUCUCUCUCCGUCUUUUACACACAUCACAACAGUACACAAAUACACACACACACACACACACACACACACACACACACACACACACACACACACACAUUUACACAAGCACAUAAAGUCUGAUGAGGCUGGGACUAUCUGGGACUGCUACUUCCUGAAGUGGGAGGAGCUUAAGUCUGUCCAGCAGCCUAUUGGUGGAUCUUCCUACAGCUGGGUUCCUUAAUGUUUAAGGAGGUGGUUUAAAUCAAGGCGACAUGUACCAUUAUCUGAUUUGAUUUCAUUAUUAUUGUUCUUAUUGUUGUUGUCGUUGUUGUUUUCAUAUUAACAAAGGGUAAUGCAUUCACGUAUGGGUUUGUAAUGAUGAUAUUGUCACCAAGAGGCAGACUUUUGCACGCUGUAGCUUUAAGAGCAUGUUUUUGGGACAAAAUCUUGAUCUCUCUCCCCCUUUGUCCGUCUUUCUCCAUGAAACUGCUCCUGUUUAGAGUUUAUCUCUUACUUCUUCUCUUUUCUAUCUUUCUCUCGCAUCCCAUUUCUUCUUCCUCUCUUCCUCUUUAGACUGUCUAAAGACCUUUAGAUAAGAGGUGAACACUUAACUCUGAGCCCCAUCAUGUUGUAAUCAAGGGCAAAAAUAAGUCUUUGUUACAAUUACUGUUAAGAAAUGUAGCAAGAAAUAGUCCUAAAUUAAUUGUUAUUUCCUGUUCAAUCAAAUAGAUUGAGGAAAGAUUUGAUUCAUUUAAUUAGAUAAAGUAUUUAGUGCACUUUGGACAUCCAAAGAUUAAAAAAAGGCUCUUCAGUGUUAAAUUCCACUUGGAACUCUCGACCUGUAUUUAUCAAAUUUCAUUCAUGCUUAAAAGAAAAACACCAUAAUAGCAAAUAAAUACUUCAGGAUUUUAAAUGGAUAUGUCUAAAGUUAAAACAGCCAAUUAGCAUUCAACCUGUCCAUGGUACAUCACAAUUCUUACAUUUCACACAAAAUAUGAAAAAAAAAACAUUUGAAUCUUUAAAAAUUCUGUUUCCAGGCGUUGUUUGAGCUCAUUCAUACCCAAAAACAGGUUACAGUCAUGGAGGCAUCGGCCGCAGGUUUGACUCCUGGUGACCUUUUGAUGCAUCUGAUCAUCACCCUCUCUCCAUCACAUUUAUCUGUUCUAUCCAAUAAAGACAAAAAAAUCUGUUCAGCAUUUCCAGUAAAAAUAUUCAAAUUGUGUAUUUCUAAUCUUGACAUGGAAACAAAAAGAGGAUGAUUGAGAAAGUUAACCCUGCUGCUGAGAGAUGAGAUGUAAAAAAAUGUUAUGAAAGCAAUUUGGUGCAGAUAAAAGGGAUAAAAUGAAAGCUGCUAAAAAUACUUAUAAUAAAUUAAAUGUUUUAAGUACUUUUUAUUUAAACAAAUCUCAAUGUGCUACAGAAAAACUGCUUUGUUCUUUGUAAAGAAUCUAUGCCAGGAAAAAGUGUUUAAGACGUUAAAAAUGACUGUUUAGAAAUCCUCAGUCUUGGCUGACCCUCUCAUUUUCUUCAAUAAGUCAUUAAGAGGAACAAGUAUUGAUUUCAGGCUGUUUCAUUACCUGUUAAAAACUCCUCACAGUAGCUUUAAUCUGAACUAAUAACAUGACCAAUAAUGUUUUGUACAAAACAUCACAGCAUUAUAAAUUGAAGAGAAUCUUGUGCAAAAAGAACUACAUUAAAUAAGCUUUCUUUUACGGCUUUUUCUUUCUUUUCAGUCCAACAGUUUGAUAAAUACAGGCCAGGAUCCGUGGUUUUAAAUCCAAAGUCUUUCUCUCUCGAGGGCUUCUCGGCCCCUCCCUCCUCCUCUCUGUCUCAUGCCUUCAUCUCUCUCCUCCUCUCGUUCUCCACACUCACACAGUGUGACAUGACUUGAUCACUCCAGCAUUAAUCAGUGUAUCAUCUUCUUCAUCUUCUACACUAUCAUCACGAUCAUAAUCAUCAGCAUCUUCUUUGUAGCUUCCCGUCUUACUGUAGUUGCACUAACGAGGGCUGCUUUCUGAAAUGCAUCUUAGCAUGACGUGACCCCAGCGUUUCUGGUGUUUGGACAUGUGAUACACUCACUCACUCUUCCAGGUGUCAGAGAACAAUAAGCUGGUUCGAAAGCUCAAAAGAGGUUUGAAAAAAAUUCAGUGCCGUGCCAUUUUUCUGCUUCGUCACGCUUUUGUUGCGCAGUGAAAGACUUCAGAUGAACAUACUGUCAGGGCUGACGAGCUGAUGACCUGCAUUAGCAACAGCUUCUUCUUUUUUUUUUACGCUGAUUUUAUAAGUUUGCGCCUCAAGUGUGCAUGAUUAACACUCAAAUUAGCUCCAUUUGUGAACUUAGCUCAACAUGCAUUACUCCAUACUGCAGGCUCAGGGUGGACAGUGUUCAAGCUUUAAAGGGAUUUUCUUCAUCUCUAAGGUGUUUACAGUCUGCCAUGAUCGACAGAACAUUUUGAUCAAUGUCUGAAUCCAACAUUUUUACGACCUCUGUUCUCUCUGUUUGGACUACUCAUUUUGAAAUGCAAUACGUUUCCAGGAUUCUGUUUUCAUUUGAGGCACCGUUUCCCACUUUGAUGGAGCGUAAACGUGAACUUUACAGUAAUAGCUGUUAUGGCUGCUGGUUCUUUUAGACACUGCAUCUCUCGCUUUGUACACCCUCUGACAGCGUUGGCCCUUCCAAAGUCGUUGCUGCUCACAGAGACAUGAGGAGGAAGUGAACACGUGUCUCAAAAUAUAUUUAAAAAAAAAACCUGCUUUGCAAUGAACAAAACAAAAACAAAUUCUCAGUGUUGUACAGUGUCGCUACAGCUCUUUAAUUGUCCUGCUGCUUUUAUCAGGCCCUGGUUUAUAUGCUGUGCUUUGAGGAACAGUGCUGUGAGCUGUGAUUCAUUAGUGGAAGCCUAAUUUAUCAAGGGCACAACAAAUAGGUAAAUUCAUAAUUAGCCAUUUGUUUCAUCUUGUUCACAUGAUCGUCAGAUUUGGCAAGUGAUCCGUAGUGAUUAUAACUUUUUCUGUUUAAGAAAGAAAAAUCAGAGUGUGAAGAAAUAAGCGAUGAAACAGUUUGUUUGGCCUCUGGCAGACAUUUUAUCUCUAUAAAAUACUUGAAUAGGAAUAAAAAAGGAAACAAAAAGGAGAAGCAACUGUCCUGUACUUUAAAGACACUGUGAUGAAGAAGAACCAUCACCUGACUCUGCGAUCCCUCUCCAUUUAUUGACCUUCACAGCGACCUUUGAACUCACGGGUUUUGCCUCCCUUCUGCAGCUUUACUGAGCCAGACUUUUACCCUGAGAAGAGAAGCUCACACACGGUUGAGGUCACAAAUGGAGCUAACCUGAAACAAGAUGAUAUUCUCUGUUGUCAAGCGUAACAUUUGUAAUAUCACAAUGCUUUUGGUAACACAGCCUCUGUACGGACCUUGUCAGCCAUCCACAUCUCUCAUCUCCACCCCCAAUCCCCCCGAGGCACCCCCGCCCCCCGCCCCCCCGCCCCCUCCAAGCUGACUGGAGACCAGAGACUUUCAGAGAGACGGUUCUGUCAAAAGUGUAGCUCCUAGAUCCAAACAAUCAACCAUUUUGACUACAUGUGUUUUUGAACGCUUCGGUAUUCCCUCACAGCUUCAUGAUUUCUCUCCAAGUAUACUCCUGUAUGAAUCAAGUAAACCAGUGGUGUUGUGAGUUGACAGAACUGGACUCUCUGUACGACUCUGGCUGUGUGUUUUAGCCAGGGGACCAUGCCACUGUCUGUUAGAGUAAAGCACCGAUGCAAAGAAUCUAUAACAGAGAUGGAUCUAUAUCUAACAUAUUAUAAUAUUUAUCCCUGCUCUAACUGCCUAUUUUGGUACAAAAAAUAAAAGUCUUUAUUGAGAUUUACUGAAA